Molecule: messenger RNA, 1778 nt
Organism: Diprion similis
Lineage: Eukaryota; Metazoa; Arthropoda; Insecta; Hymenoptera; Diprionidae
Exons: 2
Coding region: 586-912 (108 amino acids)
Source: RefSeq, a predicted model, not a curated record
AGUAUCAGCCUGAGCUGCCCUGAGCGAACGUUUAGUACGCGGGUGAGCUCGUCGCGAGGCUGUUGUUAUCGUAACGAGGGUUCGUCGGGCUUUUUUAAGGGGUACUGAGGUGGAUUUAGGAGCUUUAAAAAUUGAAAUUGUGCGUCGACGAGUCGUGUAAAACGCUGACUCGUGGGUGAAAAAAAAAAAAGAUUCGUUAAUCAAGGAAUGCGUAAAUUAAUCUGAGCACAUGUAAAUUGGACAGAAGGUCUCGGAGCGCUAGAUUGAUAAUGAGCUCGAGUGGAGCGAUUUUUGCAACGUGAGUUUUGGUUCUGUAUUGCCACUCAAUUUCGCGGAGAAGCUUGGGUGUAAGAAAUACUGAAACCUUGUAAGGAUCAUGGAAUGAUACACGAGUCGAUCUUCUCUCGACUUUUUAUCCGAUCUUUGAUCCCACCCUCUUCUGUCUCUCGCCCACUUUUCUCGCGUGUGUUUUCUUACGGAAUUACGGUAUCUGUGGCGGACCGAUGUUACGCUUGGUGGUGGUAAAAACCUCGAGGGAUCAGUGAAAGCAAGCCAAAGCAAACCGUCGGAAGUGACAGCUAUAAAAUGGGCGUUCCUGACGUCGAACAUGCCAAGAGACGUCUCCAGGAUAUUCUGAGACGUGCUCAGAAACUGGAGGUGUCAACACAGGAGGUUAUUUCCACCAGGACCGCACAGAAGCUGCUGACCAGGUCCAAGAACGCCCUCGCCUGGAGUAUUUGGAUAGGAAUCUUCCUGCUGACACUAUCGGCGGUCGUUUAUUCUCGUUGGCCAGUUCAAGAGGUCGAAACUGUACGCACGGUACUGAGGAGAACGUGCGGAGCCGGAAACAGCGGAGACUUUUCGGAAAGGGUAGCAGCGCUGUUGCACUCUUCAACGCAGGAUGACUGCUAGUCUACGUCACGGAGACGUAGUCCCCGUCUAGAAAAGCACCCUGAAGAUAUCUCGAGGACUACUACUGUUAAUACUACAUCUUAAGGAAUAGAUUAUGUAGGAAUAGGCAAGACACUGAAAAGGUGGAGCGAACGGAGAGAAUUUACGUGCGUCCCUUUGUGUAUGUGUGUGUGUGUGUGUGUGUGCGGUCGUGUAAGGAGGGGAGUUGAAGAUGGAAAAGGUGGAGCUUCGCCUAGGAGCAAGAAUUUGUAUUCCGGUGAGGACCGGAAGGAGAUGGCGUCUUCUGGCUGAAACGAAGAAAUAGACGUGACAUCGGGUCAAAGUGCAGCGGGCGGGGAUCCAGUUUAAACUUGAAUGAACUUCUCGUUUGUUAUAUGACGUAACUUUCGUCUUUCCCUAUCCUUCCCCUAAUUUGCACAGUCCCUCCUGUGUUCCGGGUUCGACUGCGUGACACUUCAAAACGAAUAUCGCGAUUAAAGCUCACCGAGUUUCCACCCCGUUCAAUGCUACACCUAGUUUUCAAUUUCCGGAUUGGCGCGUCUACCGCGAGCGUAGAAAAGCUCCGAUAACCCGAAAACUCAACGCGGUUCCAUCGCGGGAAUUUUCCUGAGAAUGAAAAAAUUUUCACCACCUUUCAGGCGGUCGUUUUCAGCACUACGUCACGUCCGGGGCACGCAAACGUUCGGUCGAGGGCCAUUAACACUGGGUUUAAUAAUUCACUGCUGCACCACGUCGCUGCUGCAUUGCCGCAGUUUUAUCGAUAAUUAUCGCGGAACGCGAUUCAAGUGGUGUUUCAAAUUUGUCCGCAUGAAUCGCAACCCUUCUUCCUCGACCAAAUUGAGCAUGGACGAUGCUGCUUAUUCAAU